AACUUUUUUUCGAUUUUGUCCCUUGUUUUCGACUCCCUCGAAAAAAGAAGGGGUGUGGACAUAUUAGAAACUCUCAAGCUUCAGCUAUGGCUAUCUGAUUGUCGUGCCCACAAAAAUGCCAAUUUGUACUUAUCAUUUCUUGCUUUUCUCUAAGAGAUUUCAGUUGCAAAAUGGGGUUAAUGGAGGCUUUAAUCUUUCUAUGCAAAGGACAGUUCUGGAGAAUGGCUGUUAUUUGGACUCUCUCUCUCUUCUUAUCUCACUUUCACCUCUUUUCCCAAACCCAUUUCUCGCGUAAAUCCAAAUUAUAUGAUCCUUCUUCAUCUACAUCAUCAUUUAAUGCUGCUAUCAGAAAGCCAAUCUGCAUAAUUACAGGUGCCACAUCUGGUUUGGGUGCUGCUGUUUCCUAUGCCCUUGCUAAAGAAGGCUAUUACGUUGUUCUUGCUGGAAGGUCAUUGCACUCAUUGUCAAAGAUUGUGUCUGAAAUCGAAGAACAGAUAGAUGAUGCUUGUGUAAAAGCUUUUCAGGUUGAUUUGUCAUCAUACAAGUCAAUCUUGAGCUUCAAACACUCCCUUCAACAGUGGCUUUUGGACUCAGAUUUGCAUUGCUCUGUCCAGCUCUUAAUAAAUAAUGCUGGAAUCCUUGGGACAUCAUACAGAAUCACUACAGAACAAUGUGAUCAGAUGAUGUCAACGAAUUAUAUUGGUCCAUUUUGUCUUACAAAACUGCUUUUGCCGCUUCUAGAACAGAGCCCUAUCCCUUCUCGUGUUGUUAAUGUUACAUCAUUCACUCAUCGGAAUGUGUCUAGCAUGGAGGUCACCAGGGAAACAAUAUCUGGGCGGCAUUUUUCAAAAUUAAGUUCCUAUCCAUUUGCUCAUUUAUAUGAGUACUCCAAAUUAUGCCUUCUGCUCUUCACCUAUGAGCUUCAUCGGCAAGUUGGUCUAGUGGAGAAAUCACACAGUGUCUCUGUCAUUGCUGCAGAUCCUGGAGUGGUGAAAACCAACAUUAUGCGAGAAAUUCCUUCAUGCCUCUCAUUGUUGGCUUUCUAUGUUUUGAAACUUUUGGGGCUUUUGCAGUCUCCCGAAGAAGGAAUUGGCUCUGUUCUAGAUGCAGUACAUGCGCCACCAGAAACCUCGGGAGUAUACUUCUUCGGAGGAAAUGGUAGUACUCUAAGAUCUUCUCGGCUUUCUUAUGACUCCAAACUCGCAAAGGAUCUCUGGGAUGCUUCAUCUCAAAUUUUCCUUGAGCAUCAGCUUGCUUCCCAGGAUACAACUUGACCAGAGACAUUAAACCUGGUAACUUUCCUCCAAGUAUGUAUGAAGCAUGAACUUGAUUUUUGAUAUAAGAAAUUUUAAAUUUCUUUUCUAUACAUUUUGGAAGAGGUUCAAGUUAGUAUCUUGAUGUUUUAAUUGAGUACCUUUGUAAGUCCUGUUUAUGUUACUGCUAUUAAAGUAAGGCAAGUAUUCAGCCAUUAUUAA
Molecule: messenger RNA, 1475 nt
Organism: Solanum dulcamara
Lineage: Eukaryota; Viridiplantae; Streptophyta; Magnoliopsida; Solanales; Solanaceae
Product: short-chain dehydrogenase TIC 32, chloroplastic
Exons: 9
Coding region: 171-1274 (367 amino acids)
Source: RefSeq, a predicted model, not a curated record